AAUUGAAAAACUGCAAGCGCGCCGUCAGUGGCGUUAAAUUAACGCCCCACGUUUCGAGUUCUUUCUUUUCCUUUCUACAAAAACUUUUGUGGCAUCAUCGUUUCGUGUCUAACCUGACUUAAAUCAUGCGUUACGUGGCUGCUUAUCUACUCGCCGCACUCGGUGGAAACGAAAGUCCGUCGUCCAGCGAUAUCAAAAAUAUCUUGGGCAGCGUCGGCAUCGACGUAGAUGAUGAUAAACUUAACAUGGUCAUCAAGGAGUUGAAGGGAAAGAACUUGGAAGAAGUGAUUGCUGCAGGAAAUGAAAAACUUGCAAGCGUACCAUCCGGUGGUGGUGGUGCUGUUGCUGCCUCCGGUGGUGCAGCAGCCGCAGAUGAAGCCCCCAAAGAAGAGGCAAAGAAAGAGGAAUCUGAAGAAGAGUCCGAUGACGACAUGGGAUUCGGGUUGUUUGAUUAAGUUGUAAAACUAAUAAAGAAUCCUCUACGAAA
This is a messenger RNA of Ciona intestinalis (vase tunicate), 487 nucleotides long. NCBI's taxonomy places the organism in Eukaryota, Metazoa, Chordata, Ascidiacea, Phlebobranchia, Cionidae. The record is from RefSeq and is a predicted model, not a curated record.